Molecule: messenger RNA, 770 nt
Organism: Gamsiella multidivaricata
Lineage: Eukaryota; Fungi; Mortierellomycota; Mortierellomycetes; Mortierellales; Mortierellaceae
Exons: 5
Coding region: 102-743 (213 amino acids)
Source: RefSeq, a predicted model, not a curated record
UUUUUUUUUUUUUUCGUGACAUCAUACAGUCAAGAUCAUCUGAUGUCCCAUGGACCAAUGAGAUGAUGCGGAUGGGAAUGAGUGAUGGAUGGAUGUCCAAGAUGUCCCAUCUUCGUCCUAUCAUCGACUUGCGUGAAGCUAGGCGUGAAGCUAAGCGCCUUGCUGCGCUGAAAAGACAACAGGAGGAGGAAUCCGCUUCGACGGCGAAGCCAGUGGGGGUGUUGUCGGAGGAGACGGUACCUUUUACACAGGUACCGAAGGAAGAUUGGUCUCCGACUUUUCCUUCGGACGUGGCACUAGGCAAGCGUGCAUUGGCGAAGCCUGAAUAUGUGCCAGCAUCACAACCUGACGAGGAGGAGGAUGAUUUGCCCCAGGGUCAGGGUGCCACAGGCGAGGAUUAUGAGACUCAGCCCCUCGAGGAAGAUGAUGAUUCGCCACAGGAUCAGGGUGGCACGGACGAGGAUUAUGAGGCUCAACUCAUCGCAGCUCAUCUGGAAAUCGAGGAACUUCGCAGUACCCUGAAACGUGAGCGGGAUAUAAUUUACAAGGAUGAAGGCACUCAGGUGGAUCGAAAGACAGCAGAGCAGGGGGUUCAAGUUGAAGCGGAGGACGAUAGCAGGAAAGAGCAACGUCCUCCCAUUCUAUUUGUCGCAGAACCAUUGGAAUGUAAUGCUCAUUGUGUCAGUGUCUUCAAAAUCAUCCAGCACAAGCUUGAGCUGAGAUGGGGCAUAAUGACGUCCUAAUAUAGCUCCUGUUCCAUCUUUAAGGAU